Molecule: messenger RNA, 1290 nt
Organism: Bursaphelenchus okinawaensis
Lineage: Eukaryota; Metazoa; Nematoda; Chromadorea; Rhabditida; Aphelenchoididae
Source: the annotation of a GenBank genome assembly
AUGGCCGAAUUUGGAGAUUGGGAUCAGAUCAAACAGGAUCUGACAACUUUCAAGUUAGACUACGAGACCUUGUGGGGGAUCAUAUCGGCCAAGACGUUCAACGAGAAAGCCGCUCAAAAAUGGGUUGAAAAUCACUUUUUCAUAACUAUUCAGGUAAGUAAAAUCUUUUGUUUUAGCUAUUUAGGUAACAAUUAUAACUUUCUGAGUAACUUUUACAUUUUAAAUUGUUCUUUGAACAAAUCGAAUGCUUCUACUUGGUUUUCGUACAUAUUCAGAACGUAUAAUUGCAAAAAUGUUUAUAUUUUGCUUAACUUUGAUUUUGCUUACAUUGGAUAUUGUUUUAGCUUUCGAUUUUGUAUGUCUUCGUAGUAUUUGGAACUAAAUUCUUCAUGAGGAAUCGACAACCUUUUAACCUUUUUGUUCCUCUGAACUUGUGGAACUUGUUCUUGGCCGUUUUCUCUAUCGUUGGAACUAUCAAAAUGACUCCAGAGUUCUUGAACACAGUUUUGGGACGAGGAUUGACUGGUAAGUAAGGCUUUUAUGAUUUUGCUGUGUUUAGAUUUAUAUGUGGAAAGGUGUAGUGUUAGAGUAAAUUGUAAUUGGAAGGUAAAACAGGUAUUUGUGGGAUUAUAUUGUUCUUGUUUCAGAAUCCUACUGUCACACAACAACCUUUAUCAAGGGAUUGAACGGCUACUGGAUGUUCUUGUUCAUCUUGUCCAAGACGAUAGAACUUGUGGAUACAGUAUUCUUGGUACUGCGUAAAAAGCCAUUGAUGUUCUUGCACUGGUACCAUCACAUUCUAACCAUGAUCUACGCUUUUUACUCCUUCCCAGUCACACCAGGAUUCAACCGAUGGGGAAUCUACUUGAACUUCUUUGUUCACGCCUUCAUGUACUCGUAAGUUGGCUUUAGUUCGUUUUAUGUUUUGAGUAAGGAAACCUAUACUGUCGUUUGAAUACUUAAAACUAAAAACUCCUGUUAUAAACACUAUUUUAUAGGUAUUACUUCUUGAGGUCUAUGAAGAUCCGUGUCCCUGGGUUUGUGGCCAUGUUCAUCACCACCAUCCAGAUCUGGCAAUUCAUCAUCUCGGUUGGCAUUCUUGUCCAUCUCGGAGUGUUGAUCUACCUUCAGAAUGUGACAUGCGACUUUAACCCUCGCGUGUUCGUCUUGGCUGUGUUCAUGGACGUUACCUACUUGGCCUUGUUCGUCAACUUCUUCUUGCAGAGCUACGUGUUCAAGGGAGGCAAGGACAAGUACAAGGCCAAGCCAGUGAAAGCCAAGAAACAUUAA